AUGCAGGAAACUCAUUUAACCAGGAAAAAUACAUUGGAUAUACAAGAUUAUAUAAUCUUCACAACUGGAAAUCAAAGCCGUAGAUUUGGAAUGGGUUCCUUAGUACACAGAAAUAUAAAGGCAUCAGUAGUAAAUUUUAAAGCAGUGACAGAAAAAUUAUGUAAAAUACAAAUAAAAAGCGGAAUACAAAAUAUAACAAUAGUUAACUUCCAAGCGCCAACAGAAGAAACGGAUGAGGAAAUAAAAGAUGAAUUCUACGAAGAACUAGAGAAAGUAUAUGAUGAAAUUCCUAAAAGUCAUCUGAAAAUAAUUAUAGAAGAUGCAAACGCAAAAGUAGGCAAAGGAAAAAUUUACAAAAAUAUAACGGGAGGUAAAAGCAAACACGAUAUAAGCAAUAAUAACAGUCUAAGAUUAAUAAAUUUAGCCAUAGAAAGAGAUAUGAGAAUCAUGAGCAUACACUUCAAAAGGAAAGAUAUUCACAAACGAACAUGGAUCAUACCAGGUACCACAAAGACAAAUCAAAUAGACCACUUUCUCAUUGGGGAACGGAUCGUAAACUUAGUAAAAAAUGUUAGAUUUUACUAA
Molecule: messenger RNA, 585 nt
Organism: Psylliodes chrysocephalus
Lineage: Eukaryota; Metazoa; Arthropoda; Insecta; Coleoptera; Chrysomelidae
Source: the annotation of a GenBank genome assembly